AUGAAUAUUUUCGAAGAAAAUGAAGGGCACGAAAUGGGGUUCCAACCAGAUGGCGGCCUCCACCAUGAUAGCGGCCGCCAGCAUCAUAGCGGCCUCAACCUUGAAGGUGGCUUCCAACCCGAUGGCAACCUCCUUGUAGAUAACCCCAAUCACGAAGAAGCGGCAUUUCCCCCCAAUAGCAUGAGCAGCCAUAAUUCGAAGAACCAACGUCAACUAAGUGAUUCCCAUCUGUUCCUAACAUUGAAUAACAAUUUUGCACCCAGCAACAACUGCAUUUCGCAGGAACCCAUUUUAGAAGAAAGCGAAGUGAGAGCCCGUCAGUGGAAGUACCCGGGCCCCACUUCGCAGGAUCUGUUACAUUGCUAUAAGGCGGAGGACCAUCAAGGCGAAAAGAACUAUUUGUACUCUCUUCGCAGUGAAAAAAACGAGGCACCUUCCAUCGAAAUGACCUACGAUGGAUUCCUAAAUGACAACAACUACUGCAAGUCUAGUAUGUCCAUGAAUUUUACUGAUCUCUCGGACGACUGCGGUGGGGGUUCUGCUCCUCCGGGGGGGAAAGCAACCGACAACGCGGAUACCCCUGUGAACGGAGAGGCUAACGUGGAUAGAGGGAACGGGAACAAUACCGAUGAGCAGCGUGACAAUCAGGAGAGUGACCCGAAGGUGGAUGUAGAUGGUGAGGCGAAUAAGAACGAUGAAACCAAUGAACAUGUGGAAGCUAAUCGAAACGGAAAGGUCCCCCAAGAUGGACACAACGGGAAGGACGACAAGCCAGAUGACAACAACGGAGGGGGAAACGGAGGAGGCAGUGACAGUGAGGGGGAAAGAGAAGGUAAUGUCAGUAAAGAGGCAGAACAAGGGAGUGACAGUAAAGAGGCGAAACAAGGCAGUGACAGUGAAGAGGCAGAACAAGGCAGUGACAGUAAAGAGGCGAAACAGGGCAGUGAAAGUGAGGAGGAAAAACCCCAUAAGAACAACUGCGCAACGAAUGACGGUGGUGAGAUAAAUGACCGCGAUGAUAACCCUCAGGCAAACGAAGAAGGAGAAAAAAAUGGCCAUGAGGAGGAAGGGAUGGAUGAUAGCGUCAAUGCGGAGAAGGCUGCCCCAGUGGAAGAAGUUACUCCAGUGGAGGAAGUCACCCCAAUGGAGGAAGUCACCCCAGUGGAGGAAGUCACCCCAGUGGAGGAAGUCGCCCCAGUGGAGGAAGUCGCCCCAGUGGAGGAAGUCGCCCCAGAAGUCGCCCCAGUGGAGGAAGUCGCCCCAGUGGAGGAAGUCGCCCCAGUGGAGGAAGUCGCCCCAGUGGAGGAGGUCACUUCAGGAGAUGCCCCCGCCGUGGCGGAGCUCCAGAGUCAGAUAACGAAGCUAAAGGAGGACAUAGAAAAUAUGAAGAAGGAGAAAAUAAACCUACUGGCCAAAUUUAAGGCGUACACAUUGAAUAAGAAAAGGGAGAUAGAACGGUUGGAGGGGGAGUGCAAAGGAAGGGGGGAGGAAGUUAGGAAGCUGGAGGAGGAGUGCAGAGGGAAGAAAAGUCAAAUUGAGCAGCUUAAGGAAGAACUUGCGCAUCUUAAGGACGAACUAGAAAGACAUCGAGAGGAGAUUAAAAAAGAGAAGGAACUGGAGAAGGAACUGACGGAGGAAGUGGAGGAGCUGAGGAGAAAGUGCAACGUCUUCACCACUCAGCUGCAGGAAGCGAAGACCCACGCGGAGGAGGCGAAAAGAUUGCAGCGAGAAAACGAUUUCCUAAAGGUCCAGAUAGAAGAAGAACACGAAAAAGUGGAGAAGCUCCAAAGUAUCGUUGCUCAGCAUGGAGCGGACUGGAACAAAUUGAAGUUGGAUCUCCGGGACAAAGAUGUGUUGUUUCUCUUUUCCACUGAGUCGAAUCGUCUUGUCUGUUUCACCAAAAAUGGAGAGUAUCACAUCGUGCCGGAGGAAUUGUUCAGGCAGAGUUACCCCACUGUGAAAGUGCCGACAUGUCUGCAGGACGAACACCUAAACGAGUUAGGGGAGCAGAAAAAGGAGCAAGUUCUUCAGGUGGAGAAAAUUGCAGAGGAGAAGAGGCGCGUCGAAGAGGAGAAGAAGCAGAUGAUGGAGGAGAGAAAUCUAAUGGAGGAGGAGAAGACCCGCAUCGAAGAGGAAUUCCUCGCGUAUAAGAAAAAAGUAACCGCCCUGAUUAACGAGACAAACGAAAGUUGGAAAAAUAUAGACGAGAAAAAUGACACAAUACAAAGACUGAAUAACUCCCUCCUGAAAUACGAACAAGACAUUGAGUCAUACAAGAAUGAAGUGUCUUCCAUGACGGAAAAGUACAAGGCGCUGGAGGGACAAGUUUGUAGAGAGAAAAAUAUGAGGGAGAAACAGGAUGCUGUCAUAGCUGACUUGAAGAAACAGAUGCAGAAGGAGAGGGCGGAAAUAAAGAGAAAGUGCAGGGAACAGUUUGAUGAGGAAUGUCAGCAGAAGGUUAACGAGAUGAAGGCCAUUUUCAGUGAGAAGGAGGCGCUGCUGCAGAACAAGAUCCAGUUGCUCCUCCACCAGGUGGAUCGGAUGGUCUUCUCCAGCGAGGAGAAGUCGAAGGUGCGGCGGGAGAAGCGGUCAGAGCAAUCCGAGACGUCAGAGCGGUCAGAGACGUGCGAGAUGUUUGAGCAGUCGACGCCGCCAGGCCAACCGCUCCCCCCCCGGGGAGAUGCCGCGGGCGACCUGAGUCGCUCCACCACUGGAGAGAAGUGGCGAAGUGGAGGGGUCCAGGAGAAGAAGGACUUCCAAGAACUGACCCGCUCAGAGAUUGACAGCGAGGGGCACGUCGACUCCGAUCUCAAAAAAAGCAACAAAAGGGAAGGCUUCUCCCACUGCGAUGCUGUCAACCGAUGCGACGCCGCCUCCCACUUCGAGAAGGACAAAAAGGAGGAUGGCACCAAGAUACCUAUAUAUCCAAAUGAAUACAAAAAAAUCAGGAAAAAACUCGAUACAUACGAACUGGUGAUUAGCGAAGAAAAGAAGGACAAAAAGAACCUCUUAGAACACAUUAACGCGCUGACUAGCCAAAUAAAGAUCUAUGAAUCCAUUAGUGGGAACUACGAACACGUCUUGUAUCAGAAGAACAUCUUGCAAAACUUUAUCGCGCAGAUCCCUUCUCAUAUCAAAAUUGACGACUAUGUUUCGGUUAUUUACAACACCUUUAACUUCUCCCCCCAGGAGAUCGAGCUAAUAAAUACCAAGCGUGCUAAGCGCUGA
Messenger RNA from Plasmodium inui San Antonio 1, 3228 nucleotides. RefSeq lists its product as hypothetical. The coding region runs from base 1 to 3228 and encodes 1075 amino acids. Lineage: Eukaryota; Apicomplexa; Aconoidasida; Haemosporida; Plasmodiidae. The transcript is spliced from 2 exons. The record is from RefSeq and is a predicted model, not a curated record.